This is a messenger RNA of Linnemannia hyalina, 645 nucleotides long. The record is from the annotation of a GenBank genome assembly. Lineage: Eukaryota; Fungi; Mortierellomycota; Mortierellomycetes; Mortierellales; Mortierellaceae.
AUGUUGGCAAAAGCAACCUGCAUCACCCUCCACACCCUCUUCACAAUCCUCUCCAUCCGUCCCCCAGCCUCAUCCACCACAAAAGAAAAGGCCGACAAAGUCAAGGACGAAGGAUGGUUCUCCCUCCUCAUGAUCAAAAUCAUGCCCCGUUUCGGAGAAUCUGCUGCCAUCAUUGCGGCGGCGUUACAUAUCUUGUUGAUGUCAAAGGGGACCAUCUCGGGACAAUUGAAGACUUGGCAGGUCUUGACGACGUUUGCGGGAGUGCUGGGGUAUUUGUUGAGGACUUGGAGCUUCAGGACUCUGGAUCGCUUCUUUACCUUCUCAUUGACAAUCCGCUCAAACCACCGCCUGGUCCAAGACGGACCCUACAAGUACCUCCUCCAUCCCUCGUACACCGGCCUCAUGCUCACCGGGAUCCCGUACAUUUUCUCGAUCGCCUACGAGGGUUACUGGACUGACAUCAUCAAGCCCUUGAUGCCCCUCCCCGUCCCCGGACUCUUGCUCACCCUUGGAGGGCUAUUGAUCUGCUACGGGUUGACGUUUUAUAGAGUCCAGGGAGAGGAAAAGAUGCUGUCGCAGCAUUUUGGGUCUGAAUGGAAGACUUAUGCUAGCCAGCGCUGGAGGUUCAUCCCCUUCAUCGUCUAA